UGCACAGUGAAUGCCGCACUGUCGUCCGUCUCCUCUCUUGUGAUGCACAAUCCCGAGUCAAACUUUCAGCUAGCAUGCCUCACUUUCAUCCCGCCUGCGUCAUCACAUAACCACCCCCCACUGCACCUCGUAUACCGUUGUGUUGCACUCAUAAGAGGGCAUCGACUCCCAUUCCGGAAUCAAGCUCCACAGAUCCUCGGUUCGAAAUCGCCGGCGAAACUUUUGACCGGAUAACCCGCCAGGCGGAGUUUGUUAUCAGGCGCGCGGAUUCCGACCCCGAACCAGAGCAGAGAAUAAAAGUAAAAUAAAAUAGAAGUACCCCGCAGAGAACGCAUUACUUGGGACAAGGGAAAGAAAAAGUAAGCGCGGAGCCAAGCAUCCCAAGAUGACGGCCUCGAUGACCUCGAACCCCACCACGACGGCCGUCUCGGCGCCGGGCAAGGUGCUCCUCGCGGGCGGCUACCUGGUGCUGGACCGGGCCUACACGGGCCUCGUCUUCGGGCUCAGCGCCCGCAUCAACGUCGUGGCUGCCGAGAUCCACACCAUGCCCGGCGUGCACCUGACCGAGAUCGUCGUCGAGAGCCCGCAGUUCGUCGACGCCGUGUGGCGCUACGGCUUCCAUCUCGCACCCGAGGACGGUGGCAUCACCGUCACGCAGCUACACGUCGGCUCCAAGAUCAGCCCGAACCCUUUCGUAGAGACAACCCUCAGCUACGCCCUCACCUACAUCGCCAGCGUUAACAAGCAACGCCCCAAUCACGCCCUCACCUCGACCCGUCUCGUCAUCCUUGCCGACAACGACUACUACUCGUUGCCCACCGCCACAGCCGCUACCGCCACCCCCAUCGCCGGCAAGGGCUCCCGCUUUGCGCGGUACCCCUACACCAUCGGCGAGGCGCACAAGACGGGUCUCGGCUCCUCCGCCGCACUCGUGACCUCCCUUACCGCGGCCCUGCUGACGCACCAUCUCCCGACCGCGCUCUUCGACCUCACGUCGGAGGCGGGCAAGCACACGCUGCAUAACCUCGCUCAGGCGGCGCACUGCGCCGCGCAGGGCAAGGUCGGGUCCGGCUUCGACGUUGCCGCCGCCGUGUUCGGGAGCUGCCGGUACCGCCGCUUUUCACCGUCCCUGCUGUCUGACCUCGCGUCCCCUGGGGCGCCGGGCUUCGCGGACGCGCUCGUGAGGAAGGUCGACGAGGUUCUCGCGUGGGACGUAGAGGUCGACAAGGCCGGUGUCAGCCUGCCCGAGGGCGUGUGCCUGCGCAUGUGCGACGUUGACUGCGGGAGCCAGACGGUGGGCAUGGUGAAGAAGGUCCUCGAGUGGAGGAAGGGAAGCCCCGAGGCGUCCAAGACGCUCUGGGACGAGCUGCAGGCGCGGAACGAGGGCCUCGCCCGGGUGCUACGGGACGGGGAGAUCGACGGCGUCGGCGCGGCGUUCGGGGCCGUGAGGGAGCUGAUCCGCGCGAUGGGCGAGGGAAGCGGCGUGCCGAUCGAGCCGGCGUCGCAGACGGAGCUGCUGGACGCCCUGGCCAGCGUCGAGGGCGUGCUGGGCGGCGUUGUGCCCGGCGCUGGCGGCUUCGACGCGCUCGCGCUGGUGAUGCGGGACGACGAGGCGACCAGGCAGCGGGUCGAGGAGUUCCUCGAGGGCUGGAGCAAGGACAACGGCGGACGCGUACGGCUGUUGGGCGUCAGGGGGGAGAUGGAGGGAGCGAGGAAAGAGGAGCUCGGCGAGUAUGCUGGAUGGCUGUCUUGAUGGCGGCGGCGGCAGCGACUGCUCUAGCGAUGACUGAUGCGAGUACGUGGCUAUAUAUAUGCAGAACCAGAAGUUAAUAUAUACGCAAGACAAGAAGUACGUGAAGACGGGUUCAAGAAUGCAGUGGUCUUUCUGCUCAACAUAAACUGAGGUAAGAGGCGUGGAGCAUUCUCUAUGCUGCACACUUUCCACAGUUCUUGAGCGCUCCGGCAGUAAGCGCCGUCGAGGACCUGGUCAGCAUUUUUAGCUCGUAAUAAAAGGAACGCGGCCUGGUCGCUUCGACCUGGAAUUGGUCUGACCCGUAGUAGGACAUAGAAAGAGGGCAACAAUGCUGUUGGGCUCUGUAGAUGGAGACGUGGGGCGCGUUGUCUAUCAGUCAUAAGAUAUCAUAGUAUCCACAAAUUCAACAAUCAAAUGCGGCGGACAUAGCUCAGUUGGGAGAGCGUCAGACUGAAG
This is a messenger RNA of Colletotrichum navitas, 2209 nucleotides long. RefSeq names its product phosphomevalonate kinase. The transcript has 2 exons. Bases 386 to 1753 code for a protein of 455 amino acids. Gene Ontology annotation, cellular component: peroxisome. The record is from RefSeq and is a predicted model, not a curated record. NCBI's taxonomy places the organism in Eukaryota, Fungi, Ascomycota, Sordariomycetes, Glomerellales, Glomerellaceae. Gene Ontology annotation, biological process: ergosterol biosynthetic process; isopentenyl diphosphate biosynthetic process, mevalonate pathway. Gene Ontology annotation, molecular function: phosphomevalonate kinase activity; ATP binding.